AACGUCAUUUCCGUCUAUGUGUUGUUUUCCUCGGCGCGUGUUUUUGAAUAUUUCUCCAGCAGCAAACGUAUCGUUAUUAACCUUUUCUGUGGAACUUUUGCCAAAGACAUGGCACAGAUAAAUGAUGUAGAUUCUGGGGAAAGUUUCAUCACUAUGCUGGAAGAGAUCCGCACCAAACUGAUUUUCCAGGUUGUCGGCGAAAUGGUUGAAACCGAGACAGAGUUGCACCACGCACACAGACAGUUUGGAAAGGCUGGUCUUGAGACGUGCUUGAAAAAAUGCAAGGAUGAAACGUUGUUUGAAACUAUUGAGGUAUUCAAAAAAGAUUUGGCCCAAAGGAGUACGAUUGUCAAGCAGAAGAGUCGAGAACUGCCAGAAGUCAUUUCUGAGAUAGAGGAGAAGAGCCUGAUGAAGGAGAGCCUGAUACAGAAGAUUGAGAGGUUGAAAACGGAACAAGCAAAGAACAGCGAUCUGAUUGUAGCACAAAACAAGGCCAACAAAGACAGACUGAAAAACCUACACAAAGUGAAGCAGGUGUUCCAGGAUUGUUUGAAACUUGAGAUCAGGAAGAUUCAAGGUGAGAAGCUGCAGUUUGUCUUCAGAAACCUGGACCACAGAGACCCGGAAAGUGCUUACACCUUCAUACUGAUGAUUAAUGACGAAGGAGUGUACCAGAUUGAGUCCUGCAGUCCACCCCUGGAGUGUAUGUCUCAGCUGGAGCAGAACCUGAAGAAGACCAACAACUUCUCUGCCUUCCUUGCCAACGUCAGGAAAGAAUUUAAAGCCCUAAUUCCAGAUAAAUGAAACACAGUAGUACCAUCCUACAGUGUGCUGACAUUUGUAUAGGCAAUCUGGACUCAAUUUUAUAUCCCCUAAGAGUUUUAUCAACUCCUACAAAAAAUCCAUAUUUGUUCUUUUGUACUUGUAUAUUUAUUUAACCUAAACCCUAGCUGAAGUCUGCAUCACACUUACCCAGUCACAGUUUUUCUUUCAUGUGUUUUCUAGCUUUUAUUGUAUUGGUAUUGUAUGUUUCUUAAUUAAACAGUGAGCCAUGCACUUGGUUUUUACCCACCAGUAA
Messenger RNA from Clupea harengus (Atlantic herring), 1078 nucleotides. RefSeq names its product SPC25 component of NDC80 kinetochore complex (gene spc25). Lineage: Eukaryota; Metazoa; Chordata; Actinopteri; Clupeiformes; Clupeidae. Gene Ontology annotation, cellular component: Ndc80 complex. The record is from RefSeq and is a predicted model, not a curated record. Gene Ontology annotation, biological process: chromosome segregation.